Messenger RNA from Culex pipiens pallens (northern house mosquito), 4774 nucleotides. Its product is annotated as alpha-amylase A-like. Gene Ontology annotation, biological process: carbohydrate metabolic process. The record is from RefSeq and is a predicted model, not a curated record. The transcript is spliced from 2 exons. The coding region runs from base 146 to 1645 and encodes 499 amino acids. Lineage: Eukaryota; Metazoa; Arthropoda; Insecta; Diptera; Culicidae. Gene Ontology annotation, molecular function: alpha-amylase activity; cation binding.
UCCAGAAAAAAACCCUCAUCCGCAAUGCCACCAGAUCAACCGGAAACCAAACCAUGAUCUAGUAACCUUUGCCUUCACAACUAUACGCUAGGCAGCGCUCUGCUGACCACUCAGUCAUUCACAUCGCAGUAGCCGUCGUCGCACAAUGCAUCGCAGCCUACUACUACUAGUGACAAUUUUCACGAUCAAGGCUGGCGGUCAAUUUGAUCCGCAUUUUGCGAAAAAGGAAGCCACCGGAAUCGUGCAGCUUUUCGAGUGGACCCACGUGGAUGUCGAGGUGGAAUGUUUGGCGUACCUGGGUCCGAACGGGUUCGGUGCGGUCCAAGUGUCCCCGGUGAACGAGGUUCGCAUUAUGCCAAAUCGAUCGUGGCGCGAACGGUAUGAACCGAUUUCGUACAAGAUUUCCGGCAGAUCUGGUGACGAGUCGCAGUUCCGGUCGAUGGUGAGCGCGUGCAACGACGGGGGAGUGCGCGUUUACGUGGAAGUGGUGCUGAACAACAUGGCCGGUGGCAGUGGGACGGUUCGGGGGACCGCUGGUUCGGUGGCGUAUCCGGAAAUGAAGGAUUAUCCGGCAACGCCGUACAGUGCUGGGGAUUUUAACGAUGCUUGCACGAUCGUUGACCCGAGAGAUCCUCACGAGGUGCGGAACUGUCAGGUCGACGAUCGGCCGGACUUGAACCAGGGGUUGGCACGGGUUCGGGACAGAAUGGUCGAGUUCAUGAACAAACUUAUUUCGGUGGGUGUGGCUGGCUUUUACAUCAAUUCCGCUAAGAACAUGUGGCCGCACGAUCUGAGGGCGCUUUACUCGAAACUGGAGAAUUUGAGCAUUUCUGCGGGCUUCCCCAAAGACAGUCGACCCUUCAUCUACCAGGACGUGGCUGAUUUUAACGAGGGAGGCUCAAGAAAGACCGAGUACACGUACAUGGGAAUGGUGACGGAAUAUCGGUUCGCGUACGACAUUGGUGAAGUCAUGUACAAACGAAAACCGUUCCACCACAUGCUCUUCACGGGAACCCGCCUGGGCUAUCUUCCGCGGGAACGAUCGGUGGUUUUCGUGGACUCCCCAAUCCUGCAGCGACUUCCGGAGGUGAACGAAACCAAGCAGAUCGUGACCUUCAAGCACCGUCGAGGGUACAAGAUCGCGCUAGUCUUUAUGCUGGCCCAUCGGUACGGAACUCCGCGGAUCAUGAGUUCGUUUGGGUUCAAAACGGACGACGAAGGACCACCGAUGGACGCUCGAGGUCGGAUUGUGUCGGUUGAUUUCGACGACGCUGGACAGUGCACCGGAGGAUGGAUCUGCGAGCACCGGUGGCAGGUGGUGAAGCGGAUGAUGAAGUUCCGCGGUGCGGUUGUGGGACAACCCGUGAUCAACUGGGUGGACAAUGGACAAAACCAGGUUGCUUUUUGUCGAGGGAAGAUUGGUUUUGUGGCUUUCAAUGCGGAGAUAUCGAUCAGUAUGAAGGCGAAUCUGUUUACGUGCCUUCCGGCGGGGAUUUACUGUGAUUUGAUCAGUGGAGAAGUGGAGAGUGGUGAAUGUACAGGAACGUCCGUUCUGGUGGAUGCCAAAGGCCGAGCGGAUAUUUUUAUUUCUAGCAAGCUGGAAGAACCAAUUAUUGUACUGCUUGUGAGCGAGAAAAUAAUUUGAAAUUUGGUUUUUAUCCCAAACCUUGAAAUAUAUUUUUUGUGUUUUUUUGGAAGGACUGAAAUAGUUACGUUACAUCAGAAAAUCGGUAAAAUUUCGAUUGAGAUUUGUCGAUGGUUAAUCGAAAACAUAUUAUCGAAAAGUCUUGAUUGCGAGUCUAGUCGAAAUACUACGAUCGACUUUUUUUCAAUCCCUUGUGCUGAAGAACAGUCAACCCUCUGGUUGUCGAUAUUGAAGAGACCAUCGAGAAAGAGAAGUGAAAUUUCACCGAUGCAAAAUAAUGUCACGAUUGAGCCAUAGAAGAUUUUGAGGAAAGGAGAGCAUCAAUAUAUGUGUGUAUCGCCCUUCUGAAAAGUUACUACGGAAAAAGCGAAUGCAAAUCCGUGAGGAAAGUUUCGGCACAAACAAAACUACACAAAUCGUUUUCUUGUCUACAGAUAAAAGAACAGUACUGUUUUUUUGUUGUUUUCUUGCUGUAUUUCACCAAACCACGAUAAUCCUAUUUGUUUCUUGUUUUUGCUACCUCCUUGAAUGCUUUGCUGUAUGUUUCACUGUUUUCUCCAUUUUUGUAUUUGCUUUUACUUGAUGUUUUCUUGAGUGAGUGAGUGAGUUCUGUUUGUUUGCUUUCAAUUUGUGUUCGUGAGUUGAAAAAGGAAGAAAGAGUACGUUUUUUUCUAUAUGCUAUUUGUAUUCCAUUGUUGUUUCUGAGUAAUGUGUGUGUAUGUGAGUGAAUUGCUGUCAUUUACUGAGUUGCAAAUUGUUUUUUUUUCUCUGUUUCAUUCCGGGAUAUCUUUCCUUUUUCUGCUCCAAGAUAAAUUGGUUUGUUUCUUACGCUUUAGUUAAUAUUACUCGUGAGUAUGCUUAUGUUGUUUUUCCUCCUGUGUUAAUGCUAAUAUUUGUUUCUUUUGCCUUAAAUUCAAUCAAUAUCUUGAAAUCUGAUAACAAUUAGAGGUGUGAAAAAGAAACACUGAAAUAUAAAAUGCUUGAAUCUUUUUAGUGUGUCUUUUGUUUGUUUUUAAAUUUUAUACGUGUGUGAUAUCUCCUUUUGUUUUGUUGCUGUUCAUUCUCGAAUAUAAAUUCAAAUAGAUAAAUGUAAAAGAUUAGCUAAAAUUUUGGUUUUCCACAUAGUAGUCCGUGACGCGUGUCCCCUUAUUGUUGAUGUUCUGUCCCCGGCGAGUUGCCAUGGUGUUUCGAGGGUGUAGGAUUCGAAACUAAACAGCACUUUUUGUUUGCUUUUUUGCACUCUCCGUUUUUCACAUCCACGCUUGCUACGAUUUACCGUUACGAUUUUGUGAUAGGUGCUUUGACUCUCGUAGUUUGUUGUAAUAGUAGUUAGUAAGUAGUAUAGUAAUAGUUUCUCAUUUCUUCUUGUUUUUCUUGUUAUUAUUUUCCAUUAUGCAUGUGUGUCUGUGUGUAUGUUCUUUUUGUAUGUUGUUUUUUUUUUGCUCAUGAGAGUGAUCUCGCGAUUCUCACAAAUUGUUACAGAUUUAAAAAUUAAGGCAGUGGUGAAAUAGAAAUUUCCUUACACAUCUUGCAUGUUACUUUUUUAAUUUUAUCAGUAUUUCUUUUGUAAACGUUUGUUUAUCUCUCACUUUUAGUGUUUAUUUUACUCAGGUUCAUUUAUCUUGUUUUUUUUUUUCUUUUCAUAACUUGGGUUCAUUCCGGGUGUAGCAUUCCCGAUUCGUCACUCGAGGAAGGAAACGUAACGAAACGUUGCCCCGUGAGCUCGGUAGCUGGUUUAGGAGUGGGGGGAAAAUGAACAUUCAGCGGAGGACCGUAGAACAAAUCGGACAUCUAAACUGGUUUUUGUGUGUGUGUGUGUCGGAGUCGGUUGAUUGCGUCUCGUUUCUAGGUGGGACUUCGUUGAUGGUUAAGAUUACACAAGCGUGCGGGGCAACGUUUCGGCUGCCAUUCCUAGCGCGUACCUCUCGAGGGUAGUGGUUUGGUAUUCCUGUUUCAGUUUUUAAUUGUUUGUUUAGUUUCCUUGUUUUGUUUAACUCUUGUUCAAUUUAGUAUUCAAAUAGUGGCAAGAACAUUGGUAGAAAUAUAGGUAAGACAUUUCAAAUUUAACAACAACAUUUACAAAACUAGCCAAACGAAGACUAUCAUAAUUAUAUAGUGGCUAUCAUUGUUUAUUCCUUUUUAAUUUCUCUCGUUUGAUCAUUGCUGCCGCACGGCAACCAACGUAAAACAUAAUCAGUUUAGCAAAUAAGAGUAAAUAAUCUCGUCCUUAACUACAAAUAGUUACUGCUUCUUGCUUGCUUGUUUUUCUUUUAAUCAAUAAAUAUCUAAAAGGUAUGCUCAGCUGGCACCCUGUUCGUCAUACGCUUAGAAGUUAAGAUUUAACGAGUUUCUCUACGAGGGAGGGUUUCCUUUGUUUGUCACUACUUUAUAUCUUCGCACGAUUUUUUGUUUGUUUUCGGGACUGCUGGAAUGUUUCAGUAAAAUGUUUCUCGCUCAGUUUGUCCCCUCUACACUGACCUGUUCGAUCUCACAGUGUUCUAAGCUAUUCAUGAUUCAAUGUUGGUUUUUCUUCAUUAAGAUUAACUACAUUUAGAUUGUCAAAAUUAUAGUGAGAUUUUUUGCAUGUUUUUCACCAUUUUUCAUUCGUUUUUGUAUGUUUUUGUUUUUUUUUGCGUUUGCUUCACAGGAGUUUUUUUUUCACUAGAGAGGGGUUUACUUCCGCUUUAGUUGCGUUGUUGUUAUUUUCUUGUUUUCUUGAUACAUAUCCUAAAAGAGAGAGUGUUUUUUUGUUUUGUUUCUAAUGUUGCAUUCUGCUCGCUCACUUGUUUACGACACGAAUAUUUUGCUGUUGUUUGCUUAUUAAUCGAUUAUUAGAAAUGCUAGAUUCAAUGCUUUGUAUCUCUUUUUUUUUUGCUUCUCCCAUUUCAUCGGCAGUAACUGCACGGGAGAAGUUUCUGUUAAAUGUUGGUGUGGUUGAACUUUACCAACCAGCUUCGUAUAUAAUGUAGUGCAAAUUUAUGAUCCUCAAUCUACGCUAGACUUUUUGUGUGUUGUGUAUGUUUUUAUGUGUUUUUAUUUUAGAUUGGGGUUGUGAAGAUCAAACGUCUAGGUGUGGCCGAAGCCUCGGAAGUUUUCUUCAAAGGGGCUGCUUCGACUAUAGAAAGAGAU